Molecule: messenger RNA, 3900 nt
Organism: Penicillium vulpinum
Lineage: Eukaryota; Fungi; Ascomycota; Eurotiomycetes; Eurotiales; Aspergillaceae
Exons: 5
Coding region: 1-3900 (1299 amino acids)
Source: RefSeq, a predicted model, not a curated record
AUGGAGAGCACCGAACCUCCCCGGCCGCUAUUGCAGCGCCCAGAGAGUUCUGGCUUUGAUGUUAUAGAUUUCUCAUUUAGCAAGCCCGCCUCACACAUGCCCUCGUACUCGCGAAACCUGACCAAGCAAACUCACCACCCCCAUACUGCAAUUGAUAAUGCCCAACCUUCAAGAGAACUAAUGGGAAAGGACGACGGUCUCAAUCAUCAACUGGCUAGGCCAGACACCCCUCUCAAUCCUCGCGGCGUUGGGAAAGAAAUAAUCUCCAAGGCACCAGUCCCCGCGAGAGUAUCUGCAUUUUCUCAGCUCUCAAGGCGGCUAUCAGCAGCAGCUGAACCUAAUAAAGACAGCGGCAGUCGACCCGCACCUGGAGAUUUAGGGAAACUGAGUUUAGGACAAGAACAGACAGUGUUGGCUUCUCGAUCGAACGACGCCAUCGGGGCCGAUACCACCAGAGAGCCUAUUGGCCCUGACUUGAGUCCAGAGUGUGUUGUUGACAUUGAGAAGACUGGUGAAGUUGACCAUGUUUUGGCCGAGCCACCCCAGGUACAUCAGCUUCAUCGAGAAAGACAAGAGACUCUAGAGAACCCAUGCCCUCGUGUCGCUCUCAAGCCUAUACACAAUCAGCUUCAGGCGUCAAAGCGACGCCGUGCCCCCGAGAAGGAAGCAUUUCUCAAGCAACAGGCACCGCCCACUGGUGGCAAGAACGGCCCUCAGCUCAGUGAGGAUGAUCUGUUUCGGCUUCUCAUCACGAAAAUGAGACAGCGAGAGGAAAACGAGCAAGCGGCUGCACUUAUCCAAAAACAAGUCACGAAUGAGAACAUGGGCUUGAAGGAAGAGAAUCUUAAUCUGCGGGACCGGCUCAAGACAUGCCAAGGACAGCUCUCCAAAACAUCAUCCGAGUCAAGAUCUCAGCGUGCACAAAUAGACAAGUGGAAGGCGAAACUUGGCACAUUCAAAGGUGUUCUCAACGAACUGGGCCGUGAAUAUGGCGCAGUCCGGGAGCAAGCCAAAGAAUUGAAAGAAGCCACUGUGUCUCUUGAUAGAGAGAAAAGCGAGAUCCAACACAGUUUGGAAGAGAUCAGGUUGAAGGUUUCAAGUGGUGCUGAAACCAUUCAAGACCAACACCAGAGACUUUCAAAUUCUGAGGGGACUGUUGCCAGCUUGAGGGAGGCCUUGGACCACUCAGAGAAGAGGGAAGAUUUGAUCAAGAUUCAGCUAUCCAAUGAAAAAAAGCGAAUUGCGACUCUGGAGGCCUACGUCCAAAAUGAGUCUCAGAGCCAGUCACGAUACUUGGCCCUAAUCCGAAACGACCAGCGCAGAAUGGCAGGAAAGUUCGACUCUGCCUGCGAGCUGUUCACCACUUCUUGUUUCAAAUCUGAGGAAAAUAUCCUGUCGAAACUGAGUCCGGCGCUUGAGGACUGUCUCGCUUCGGUUCAGGGGUUGAAAGAAAAGUGCGCUUCCGAAAAUAUGAAUGUCCAAGACUUCACCAACAGCGUUCAUGAGGCGACAUCUCGUUUCAACUCCUUGGCUGGACAGGUCGCAAGUAAUGUCGAUAGGAGCACGGAAAUGAGCAAAAAUGUCUUCCAAGCCCUUCAAGAUGCCCUUCAAGCGAUUGAAAGCAACCUUGGUCCGUAUUCAUCAAUUUUCAAACAGCUCGUUAAUAGCGAGAGUUGUUAUGGAAAUUUGCAACAACAGCUUCAGAUUGUUGAGCCAAUGCUCGGCAGUCUCGACGUUUCUAUCAAGGCCGUGGGAAUGACGGAAACAGAUCUUGUGCGCGGGUUAGAAACGUUUAGUCAGAAGCUUUCCGAAGCUCGAAUCCCAGCAGGAAACCCUGUUUUGGAGAUGGAGGUUUCCAACAAAUUCGCUGAAAAUACGCAACUGCAACUUGAACUUCAACAAAUCUCAAUCGAGGUUGAGUCUCUUCGAAAGCAAGUUGCCAACAAAUCAUCUGAGAACCAACAUCUUCAGCAUGCUUUGACCGACGCUGUUACUAACGAGCAAGCAUCCAAGAGCCAGAAUGCCCGGCUGGAAAUUGAGAAGAUGGCCUUGCGGGGUGAGCUUCAAUUGCUUGAGCAAAGAAUUCGGGAAGAGUUGGGCGCCGCAAACCUCAAAUUUCAGGGUCAGAUGAAAGCCAAAUUCGAAGAACAAGUCCAAGGUCUUGAGACAGAAAAGGCGAGGCUAGAAAGAGACCAGAGAAACCUCCAAACGCAGCUUGCAAAUGUCCAAAGCUCUUUGACCGAAACUGAAAAGACAGCCGAUAAUGAGCGACUGGAAAAGGCCACCAUGCUCCAGGAAUCACAGAAACGAAUCGAGGAGCUGAAUGUUUCUUGCUCAAAAUACAUCACAGAGGUUAAAGCCAUUGACGAUGAAUCAAAAUUAUUGAAAAGCUCUGAAUCGAGUCUCUUGGCGGAAAAGGAGAGGUUCCUUGAACAGCUUGAACAAGCGAAAGGGAAGACGAUCGAGCUUGAAGCGAGCCUGGGGCAGAAGGCUGAGUCUGUAAUGCUGAAAGAGAAAGCACUCCAGGAAGCAGAACAGAGGGCCGAGGCGCUUGAGCUGGAGAUGGCCCAGAAGACUGAAGAGCUUGCAGCGAUAAAAGAAAACCUCGCCAUGGUCAAAUCACGGUCAUCGGCUUUGGAGAAGGUCGGUGAGGAAGCUGAUGCUGAAAUAAUUUCCCUCCUCCGGCGUGCCCAGGAAGCUGAGAGUUGGCAGGCAACUAUAAGAGAAGGGUUUGCGAAGAUGAUCGAAGUACAUCCUGACGAGCCCUUCGAGCAAACAUGGCAGAAACUGGAAGAAAUCAUUCAGCCCUCGCUUGCUCAGCCGUCCAUCACUGACGAUAGGUCUUGCACUAAGCCUCACGGUACAGAGAAUGUGGAGGCGAUUGAAGACAGCAAUCUGGCACUGGGGCCAAGAGAAGGCAAACUUGUCGAUUCUUUCGAGGCCAAUGUAUCAAACAAGGGGGCUCGCCAGAUUCUUGGAGACAUGCAGGUAGAUGGACCUCCGGCAUCAAAGAUCGGUAGCCCCACGAAGGCCUUGAAACAUGGUGAUUGUGUUGAUUCUCUACCGAAAUUCCCUACUGGCCACGGUCAUAUUGUUCCGUUUUCAAGUCUCCAUGACGGAAUUUCACGGGAAAAUAGUCUCUCACUUUUGAAUGAUCCAGCGGAGCUCGAAAUGCUCUUUAUGUCAACUCCAGAUCUCCAGGGAGCGUCGGUGCCAGAUGAUGCCCGUAAGAAAGUUCAAGAUCACCAAAAGAUUCCAGCUGAGCCUCCGAAAAUGAGUCGAGAGCUCAAUGAACCUAACCCUGCUCUUGGAAUGCAACUUCCCAGCACCGGUGAUAAUAAAAGCGAAAGACCUCAGUCGGCUCUUGAAAAAGCUGCCAAGAACGGACAGCCCAACACCAAGCGCAAAGUAGUCAGCUUCGAGGGGACGCGGUUUAUCACUCAAACAGAGGUUGGAAAAGCUAGACGAAUGUCGAAUGCAACGGACAACAGCUCUGGAAGAGAGUCCGAAAAUAAGGAAGUAAAGAGAACCCAGAAACGGACUUACAGCCGUCUUCGCCAGUCGGUUGAACAGUCGGAAACUUCAAUUGAAACGACUACAGAGAUGCAGCCUGUCAACAACUCUUUGGUGGAAGAUUUUCAACAGGGGCCAGUGAACAAGUCUGAGUUCUCUUCAAAUGCGAACUUAAGGCCGCCGAAACGGCCACGAAAAGCAGCCGAUGGCCCGGAGCGACGACCGAGUCCGAAGGGUUUGGCUUCAGGUAGCAGCAGAAACACAGCUGGUCAGGCCAGCACUAUGCGAGGCCGCAGUAAGCGCCGCACUCGAGGUAAGUUGCCUGAUGUUUUGCCAAGGAAGCCUCAGCUAAGAGUUAGAAGGCGACCGUUACAAUCAGCGCUUUAG